GAUCCAAUCGAAAGGAAUGGCCAGGGAAAUGAGCCUCGUCCUCCUCCUCGCGACGCUUCUCGCGGCUCCCAAGCUCGCGCAACCCGUUGGUGAUCCAGACGGCCCUCGCGGCCCCGGCGGCGGUGGAAACCAGGACCAAAACCAAGAACUCCAGAUGCUGCUCCAGGUCCAGAGCGCGGUCAACGCCACCCAGGCGCAAAUCACCCAGGCCGUGACGAGCUUCUCGAGCCUGAACAGCCUGGAGACGCAGGUUAACCAGGCACUGUCGCUCGUCUCCGCGCUGGGCUCGCUCCGGAAGAGCGUUGACCAGGCACUGGACUCGGUGGCGGCGCUCAACGCCACGGUCAACGAGCAGCUGACCGGCGCCAUCGGGGUCUUGUCCGGCCUCAGCGACGUGCAGUCGCAGGAUGGGAGCGUGGGAUUGGCUCUCUCGUCACUCAACACCACCGCCUCCCAGCUCGGCUCCGCCAUGGACUUGAUCUCCACGCUCGCGGCUUACUUCCAGCUGAACAACAAUGGUGGUGGAGGCGGCCCUGGGUUUGGGCCUGGAGGAGGCCCAUAGAUCCAAGCAAGCACUCCUUCUCAUGUCAAUCGACUUCUUCUCCCAACAUUUAUUUGUAUGAGAAAAACCAUCAUAGAAUAAAUGAUCUUGAUUCGUG
This is a messenger RNA of Selaginella moellendorffii, 659 nucleotides long. RefSeq lists its product as uncharacterized. The coding region runs from base 17 to 562 and encodes 181 amino acids. The transcript has 2 exons. The record is from RefSeq and is a predicted model, not a curated record. Lineage: Eukaryota; Viridiplantae; Streptophyta; Lycopodiopsida; Selaginellales; Selaginellaceae.